CGUUGACCCGCGGCGGCAAUUGAUACAACUAUCACUAUGGGGAUGUCCCUUGCUUUAAACACUCUGAAUGAGGCCACUGAUUCUUCAGUAUUAGAAGAACAUGCGAGGCAGCGACACAGCUCUCACGCAAUAUCACCUAUCCGAGAUAGCGAGGGGUCCGAAGAUGACCAAGACUCACUUCAUGAACUUCUCUCAAACAACCAAAUUCUCGAGCGAGAAGGCCAGUAUAUAAUUCCCCGAGCAGUGGAACGUAAAAAAUGGUGGAGAAUCUACUUCCUCCAUUUCGCCUUCAUGUGGAACACAAGGACCUUCGAAUACGUCUCUAUAAUAUUGGUUGCUUCUGCUUUCCCAGACGACCUUACAGCGACCUCCAUCAGGGGAAUUGCUUCCACACUAUCAACGAUUCUUUUUGCCUCUUCUGUGGGAUCUUGGAUUGAUAAAUUACCUGACAGAACAAGGCCUCUUUAUAUAAGUAUCAUGGUCAACCACACAUCGAUAAUCACCAUCUAUCUCGCAUGGAUACUCUGGCCAACUAUCAUUGGAGACGACUCACGAUCUCUCAAGAACGGUUUCUUUGGACUCAUAGUACUUCUAGAUGUGGUCCAGGUGUUGAGCGCUACAGGAAAUAAUCUUUCCAUCAGUCGGGACUGGAUACCAGUUCUAAUCGGCGCCGAACUGGGCUCUAACUAUACCUUGACGCAUGUGAAUGCCGUGAUUGCUAGGAUCAACCUGCUUUGCAAGGUUACAUCUCCUAUGAUACUUCCCUUCAUCAUCUCGGCAUUUUCAAGAAAUACGUGGAUAUUUUUAGUAACUUUGGUCACUAUGGGAGUCUGGGCAUUGGAGAUGUUUUGCUUACGCAUCGUAUCGAUGGAGAAUGCCAAACUGCUAGCUCCCAAAAGCCAGGAACUCAGGUCAGAUCAUUUAGGAGAAAUGCUGGCAACGAAUUCAAUAUAUCAAGUUAAUGCUUGGAAAGGGGUGAAAGACCUGCUCUACCACCUUCCAGCCCAGCGACUUCGACACUUCUUUUCCAUGCCAAUCUGGCCAGCGGCGUUCUGUAUGGCGUUUCUGUACCUCACUGUUCUUGUUUACUCAGCUCCUCUGAUUACAUACUUACUUCAGAGCGGAAUGUCUCUGACCGCAAUCACUACAGCAAGGGCGUCUGGAAGUCUAAUGGGUUUUGUCGCGACAUUUACAACUCCCAUGGCGAGUGGAUAUCUCAACCAAAAAUGGACCGAAAGCCAGACUAGCAAAGGAAUAGUCCCUAGGAAACUCAGCUCUUCGGGAAUAAUUGGGCAAUUCUUAUCCUUGGUCCCUGUCGUACUCGUUCUGCAGCACCUGUCUCCAAGCUCCUCGGGUAUCGUGGACGAGAACAAAGAAUCUGUCUCUCAAGCAAGUUUAGUGACGAUGAUAACCUUAUUCGGCUUCCUCUCACUAUCCAGAUUUUUCCACUGGACUUACGAGUUGAUGGAGCAAGAACUGGAGCAAAGUGAGGUCCUAACUUCGCAGCGUUCCACCUUCUCAGGAACUGGACAGGCAAUAUGUUCAUGCUUCGAUCUCUUGCAUUGGUUUGCUACGAUCGCCUGGGGUCGGCCGGAAGAAUUCAAAGGACUUGCUACGGCAAGUCUGUGUUUGGUGGGUAGCAGUGCAAUCUGGUUUUGGGUCUGGGCUCAGAGACUUUGA
This is a messenger RNA of Cadophora gregata, 1680 nucleotides long. RefSeq lists its product as uncharacterized. Lineage: Eukaryota; Fungi; Ascomycota; Leotiomycetes; Helotiales; Ploettnerulaceae. The record is from RefSeq and is a predicted model, not a curated record. The coding region runs from base 37 to 1680 and encodes 547 amino acids. Gene Ontology annotation, biological process: iron ion transmembrane transport. The transcript is spliced from 4 exons. Gene Ontology annotation, cellular component: membrane. Gene Ontology annotation, molecular function: iron ion transmembrane transporter activity.